Messenger RNA from Mya arenaria, 4218 nucleotides. Its product is annotated as major facilitator superfamily domain-containing protein 6-like. Gene Ontology annotation, cellular component: membrane. The record is from RefSeq and is a predicted model, not a curated record. The coding region runs from base 317 to 2839 and encodes 840 amino acids. The transcript has 10 exons. NCBI's taxonomy places the organism in Eukaryota, Metazoa, Mollusca, Bivalvia, Myida, Myidae.
GCAGCAGACCGAACGGAUCUCUAAGAAUUGUGAUGUAUUGAAUAGUGUGUAGGAAGUUCCAGGCAUUAUGGCGGCUGCUCGGGAUCUGACAAUGUAGCUUAGCUCUAUGAUUAUCUCAAGACUGUGGGUCGAUAUAUGGUUAAGCUUAGAAUCAGUAGUUAGGAUUAAAGUCGAUACGAAGAGAAGGCAGGGGGACUGGAGUUAUAUUUGAUGAGUUACGCAUAAUCCAUAAUCUUUCCAGUGAAAAUUGGAAUCAACCAGUAUUUAAUCCGACCAUUGAUCUACCUCAAGGGAAUUUAUAGACCGAAAAUCAAACAUGGAGAAGCUUAAAUCAAAGACGUAUCGACGAGAUGUCAUAGACAAUUUUUUCACCUAUGUCGAUAAGGACCUUCUGAUUUGCAAGCUCUUCUAUUUCUUCUUCUUCGCCGCUUUUGGAUCACUAUACCCGUUAUUGGCCAUAUAUUUCAAACAGUUGGGUAUGAACGCAACUCAGAGUGGUAUCUUGGUCGGCUUCCGGCCCUUUAUAGAGUUCUGCAGCGCACCCUUUUGGGGCGGUGUAGCAGACCGAUGGCGCAAGUGGAGAUUCCUACAGCUCAUGUCUGUCGGAAGCUGGGUGGUGUUUACUCUGGCAAUGGCGUUUGUAAAACCUCCACAUGUCUUCUGCUUCGGCGAAAAUAACAUCACCGAAACGGACAUUAUCAAUUACGAAAAAGAUUUAAUCAAGCCAGCAUACAGCACUGUCUAUUACGAACGUGGAGCUGUGCGAGACGCCUUUUUCGCUCUGCUUCUCAUUGUGGUAAUUGGGGAGUUCUUCAGUGCCCCAGCAGUAACAUUCGCAGACACUGUUACAUUGUCAUAUCUGGGAGAAGAUACAGACAAUUACGGCCGGCAGAGAAUGUUCGGUUCACUUGGCUGGGGGCUUUCUAUGUUCUUUGUUAGCAUAGCGUUAGACGGCUCAACUACAUUUCCCGGCCAUCCGUGCGAGACGCAACAUAAAAGGGAGAAAGACUAUAUUCUAUGUUUUGCUGUUUUCUCUGUACUCAUGUCAUGUGCCGCCAUUACAGCUUUCCAAUUCAAAUUUGCCGGUCAGGACGAGAGUAUAUCGUGCUGGCCUUCACCAUUUGUCAAGGCUAAAAACAAAGUAAUGGAACUUGUUUUCGGCCAAGCAAAUAUAGAAAAAGAAAAACUAGUCGAAGACGACGACGAGUUCAGAUUUGGGCAGCCAAAACAGACAACAAUUAAAAACGAAAAUCAAGAACCAAAACUUGGCGAAAAUGGAAAACCUCUACAAAUUUCUCUAGAAGAAUCAAAACAAGACAUGGUUUCUGACGUUGUCAACAGCCCAGGGGCGGCCCCUGCAAAACCUCCACCAUUUGACCCUGAUGACCCUUUUUUGGGCCGCUGGACGGCUGUUUUGAAGAUUCUCGCCCAACUGAAAUUUGUCUCCGUUUUGUUCGUGGCUUGGUUCAUGGGUUUUGGUGUUGGGCUAAUCUUCACAUUCCUGUUCUGGCAUCUCCAGGAUCUUGGCGGAAGUCCGACGCUUUUCGGCGUCGCCUCUGUCAUCAAUCACACCUCCGAGUUGCUCGCUUACUUCCUGUGCUCCCGUUUCAUCGCCACAUUCGGUCACAUCAAGGUCCUGUACAUGGGUUUAGUAGGAAACAUUGUACGCUUCAUCUACAUUUCGUGUCUCACGAGUCCCUGGAUGGUGCUGCCGUUUGAGCUCGUGCAAGGUCUUACACACGCCGCAGUGUGGGCAACGACUUGUUCCUACGUGAUGCAGGCCAUUCCAUUGACGUUACGUUCUUCGGCACAGGGGAUCCUACAGGGCCUUCACCACGGGCUUGGGAGGGGAUGCGGGGCUGUCUUUGGCGGCAUGCUCGUAUACAGCUAUGGCAGUGAAAUAACUUUCCGCGCCUAUGGAAUCACGUGUAUAUUCGUCCUGAUUGCUUUCAUCGGGGUCGGUGUGUAUCUCCGUCGUCAAGGCGUCUCCAUGGAGAGUCACAUUCCCCACGAGACUCUCGAGGACCAGGCGAUGACCUUUAACCCGCAUGGCGUGCCUUCCGGUAUGGCACGUGACCUCUCCAGCAACAAACUUAAACAGCUAGAUGCAGAGCCAGUAAAAAGCUAUGGGUCAACCCUUGGAUCCGAUUUGAAAAGCGAUGAAGGCACUCAGCCUGCAGAACAGCCGGUGGAGGACUUUAAUCCUCGUGCUGAUUAUGGCUACGAGUAUAACGCCAAGGUGGAAAAGGUGAAGGCAAUCGAUCCUCGCAAUGCCGAUACACGCACCGAGGACUCCAUCAACCAUAAAAGAGGACGGACGGAGAAACAAGUAGAUGACACCGACGGAUUUGGUCGUCAACACAAGAAACGUGAUGAUCGCCAACCGCUGACGUCAGAACGUGACGUCACAGAUAACCAACCCGAAGUGAAAUCCGAGAUUGAGCCACAUCACGCGAGAACGCAUGAAGCUCCACGACGUCACAGUCUUGAACACUCGGAACCGCGAACGGAGCGUCGGGAGCGACGGAGGCGCCAAAGUGGCGAUAUAGAGGGUCUGCGAGAACGAGAGGAUUACUCGGGUCAAAGAGAAUCGCGUCGCUAUGGAGACGAGCAUCGUGACACCGGGCACCACGAGUCCCGUGGCCACCAUGGUGGGAAGCGUCACAGCAGACAGAGGCAAUCCAUGGAGUCUCAACCAUUUGAAGAUUUUGACCCUAAUCCAAGGGAGAAGAUUGUGUUCGAACAACUGCCGGACAUCACGUCACGUCCACAACGUCGACGUUAUUCACGUGACGAGGAGUAUGACAAUCGCCAAAAUGACCCGUAUGGACAAUAUUAACGAUAGAGAAAUUAGGAAUAUUGUAAUUAAAUGAGUAUUACACAUGCUUCGUAGAACUGUACUAAACGCAUAGUAUGUUUUGUCGGAUUACUCACUAUGAAUGUUCCAUACAAUGCUGAUCGCCACUUUACCCUUUAAAAUGUUUUAGCAUAGUCCAGGGGCCGUAUUCAAUAAGCAACAUAGAUUGAACUUAAAAUCAAGAUUAGAAACUAAGUGCUUUGAUUGGUCUGUAUAUUAAGCUGACCAAUGGACGGAAUGGAAUCACUGGCAUGUCUUAGGAUAGGGAUAAGAUAAAUAAUGAAUACUGGCCCGGCAAACUUGCCGCGAGGGUGAUUUUGUCCCCGUUGUUAAUAAAUUUGAUUCACGACAAUAGUAUUUUACACAACUUGAUUUCCUCUCAAACAACAUGGCACCAGGGGCUGUAUUCAAUAAGCAACUUGGAUUGAACUUAAAAUCAAGAUUAGAAACUGAGGUGUUUUGAUUGGCCUGUAUAUUUAGCUGACCAAUAAGCUGAAUGGAAUGCACUGAGGCAUGCCUAAGGAUAAGGAUAAGAUCAAUAUUGAAUACUGGUCCUGGUAACCUUGCCGCGAGGUUGGUUUUGGCCCUGAUAUUUAUGAAUUUGAUUCACGACAAUAAUAGUCAACACAACUUGAUUUACCUCUCAAACAACAUGUUUAAAAUUAUAAACAUGACGCGAACGUCAAAAUAAACAAAACAUGAAUAAAGACAGAUCAACAAAUACUGUUGUUUCUGUUUGGGAAUGGUCAGCGGAACUGGUAUUUAUAAUAUAACUAAAGUUAGUUCAUAAUUUAAGUCCAUGCCUUUUUUUUUCAUAGAAUAUUUGUAUAAUUUGUAUUUUUUUUCAAUAAUGUCAAUGGAAAUAAAGUAGUUCAAAAAAGUAUUAAGUUCGUAUAUGAUAUGACCACUGACAUAUUUAGGGCCGAAUUCAGAACAACCACUCUCACACACACUCAAUGAGUUAACCCUCUGUAAUCACAUAGCAGUUCUGAUAUAAGAGAGGCGUGUAAAUACUAACAUAUCACUUAAUGAAUACCGAUAUUCGAACACAAAGUAAUGUUAUAAAUCAAUAAGUGACACCGAUUUGCACUAAGGUAGCUGUGCAAGUUGCCCACUACAAAUGUGCAUGUUCUUACUGAUAUUGAUGUUGUACUUAAAGUGAAUAGUGACAAUACUCGUAGUAUUUAUUAGAUUUAUUAAAAUAUAUUGUACCUAAAUAUAUCGACUGUAUAAAGCGACUAGUUUACAUAUUUUAUGUCAGCAACAAUUCCUUUUAAACUUUGUUUAAAUCAAAUAUUGUAUUUACUUAAAAGCUGCACUUUCACAGAUUGAACGUUUUGACAACUUUUUUUUAUUUUUUU